AUGGCACGGCUGCGCGAGAUGUCGGAUUACGUCCCGUUGAACGCCAGCAGCGUGGAAGCGUUCAUGAAGAAGUUUCGAAGCGGCGGCCAUGAAGACUUGGAAUGGCACAUCCUUUGGAUGGUGUGCGCCCACGAGCAACUUUGGGUGGCGGAGGCGCACCCAUUGGAGUUCACGGCCUUCAAGGAGCGUAUGAAGGCCCAGUGUCCUGAAUGGGUCGUGGACGUGGGGUUGAUUGCGCGACGAGGAGACGAGACGAUGCUGGAGUACAUCAGCAUUUUCGUCUACUCGUUGGUGGGGCUAGGACGGGGUGGUCGGCACGGGAAGUGGCCGAUGUCGACAACGGAGUUGGCCAAUGCGCUGACUAACUUCGCGAUGAACCGGCACGCGAAGUACCAUCGUCUUCAAGGCGCCGUCGUCGCACGGAUCGCGACGCGCGUAGCAUGGCGGCGCGAUCAUGAGGGCAAAUCGACGACCUGA
This is a messenger RNA of Aphanomyces invadans, 477 nucleotides long. RefSeq lists its product as hypothetical. NCBI's taxonomy places the organism in Eukaryota, Oomycota, Saprolegniomycetes, Saprolegniales, Verrucalvaceae. The record is from RefSeq and is a predicted model, not a curated record. The transcript is spliced from 2 exons. Bases 1 to 477 code for a protein of 158 amino acids.